GUGGAGAGACAGGUAGACUAUAAAACCAGACGAGGAUGUUCUGGUUUCACUCUCAAAAACACAGACUGGGAUAACAUCGAACUUUUCUUGAUAUCUUAAACCUCACAAAAUGGCACAUGCUGAUCAAGCUGUAAAUGACAUCAUCUUCAAACGGAGAACAAAUGCACGCAACAAAGAAGAGUUAUAUCUUCAAGGACAACACAUUAGUAUAGAAGACCUGAAAAGGGCAGAUGGUAUAAAAGGAAAACCGGCGAUAUUUAAAUAUCUGUCAAAAGACAUCCCAGAGAUUCCAACCAAUUAUGUCAUUCCUGCGUAUCCAACACCAGUUGAAUUUCACAUCACAGAGGUGGCUCGUGUCACUAACAAGACCGGACUUCCAAUGAUUUGGGAGUCAAAGGGAUUCAAGGGUCUUGGUGAGAAUUCAUUCUCCUGGUGGAGCCUAAAGAUUAAUGAAGAGAACAUAAGAGAAGCUGAAGAGCGUUAUCUAGAGAAAGAGUUCCCAGACAGAACCUCAGAACAAAGAGCAAGACAGCAGAACUUCCUACGUUCAUUCACCACAUCACCCUGUUUCCUAAAUGACAGGUCACGCUAUGGAAACUUUCGCUUUACGUUUCCUGUGACUGAACUGAUGGACACAUACAGGAAACAGAUCUGUAACGGAGAAGAUCCAAUUCUCAGAGUCUUUGAGACCGUCAUUUACAAGCAGGAGAUUAUGUAUGUUGUUCUCGUUCACAGUCCUGAGAUGAAUCAGAAGUUUCAAGAUUAUCCAGAGCUCAAAUCCAGCUCAUUCAUUACUUAUGAUGAAGGUAAAAUCAUCUGGAAAGCACAAGCCAUUUGUGAAACACACACAUGGAAGCUGGUAAAAGAUCAUGAGAGCAAAAUGGCCACAACAGAAAAGGUUAAUUCAGGAGAGUUUUAUGUCUGGGAUCAUGUUAGCCUGGCCUUUCACAUUGAUUCUGUCCUUGAAUUCCCUAAAAGAAGGCUAAAAGAAAGCAUUGAUUAUUGCAAAAUAGAUAAAAUAAACCUUUCAAAUGGAGAAAGCUGCUCCCUUGAAGAAGCUAAGAACAUUUGUGAAGCUUUGGAAGAAGAAAAGUAUGAACCUGGAGAUGAGAAUGAAAUGGAAAUGACAUGAAACACAUGUUCUAGGAUGUGUGUAUUCAAUGCCAUUGUUUGAUUUGAUCCCCUCUUCAGCAUUGAGUUUUUACAUUAAACAUUAAUAAAUGGUGGAGGAUAAUAAUCUUUUUCUCCAAGAAUGUUUUUAGUUAUAGAUACAUGUUACUAAGUUUUAAUUAAAUAAUACAUUGAUGUAAUCAACAAGAUGUUUUUCAAAAACAUGAUACAGUAACGUGUGUGGGGUCAUAUUAUUUAGUAUUAUUAUUGUAAGACAUAAAAAGUGUGUUUAAAUGAUGUAUCUUUAAUGGUGGACAAUGUUUAGUGACAAAACUGAGGUGACAAAAUAAUGCUUGGUGUAAGACUUUUUAUUUUGUAACAAAGUGGUGAAAAUGUAUUUCUAAAACAGUGGAUAUUGACUGUUCAAUAUCUCAUUCAGAUGUAAUUUUAAAAUGAUGAAUAAAUGGUGUCAUUAUAAAUCUUUGAUCUGAUCCUCUCUGAAGUGUUAAACAGGUUCUGAAUAUUUCACAACAAAA
Messenger RNA from Xyrauchen texanus (razorback sucker), 1646 nucleotides. RefSeq lists its product as uncharacterized. The transcript has 2 exons. Lineage: Eukaryota; Metazoa; Chordata; Actinopteri; Cypriniformes; Catostomidae. The coding region runs from base 110 to 1132 and encodes 340 amino acids. The record is from RefSeq and is a predicted model, not a curated record.